Peromyscus maniculatus bairdii (prairie deer mouse) is the source of this 4087-nucleotide messenger RNA. The record is from RefSeq and is a predicted model, not a curated record. Lineage: Eukaryota; Metazoa; Chordata; Mammalia; Rodentia; Cricetidae.
UUUGUGUAAAGAUAAUAAUCACACCGGUUUUGUGGUGUCUUAGGUUGUAUACAGCAGUGUGUAUAUAUUGCUAAAAUUAGUGUUUAUGCAAAAUUGAAAUACAUUCUCUACGUUUGCAGCGUUUAUUGUACACAUUUUUGAAAUGAUAAGGAACUGUAAUAGCCUUAUUCUGCAGAUAUAGCAAUGCUAUGUGAAUGAUAGAAUGGUGUACAUCUCAUCUAUGGAGACUGUAUAAAAUUUUUCAUUUCUAUCAGGACGUUUCAGGAUUUUGAAGUCACUUAAGCACUUGCCAAGGCUUAAAGACAUUGUUGGACACUGAUAUCCUAUCUCCUAAAAUGUGAUAGUCACAUCCUUCCUGCUAAGCUUAUUUUGUGAAGGUUAAUAGUCAAGAUGGUACAUGCUGAAGCCUUUUCUCGUCCAUUGAGUCGGAACGAAGUUGUUGGUUUAAUUUUCCGUUUAACAAUAUUUGGUGCAGUAACAUACUUCACUAUCAAAUGGAUGGUAGAUGCGAUUGACCCAACCAGAAAGCAGAAAGUAGAAGCUCAGAAACAGGCAGAAAAACUGAUGAAGCAAAUUGGUGUGAAAAAUGUGAAGCUUUCAGAAUAUGAAAUGAGUAUUGCUGCUCAUCUAGUAGACCCUCUUAAUAUGCAUGUUACAUGGAGUGAUAUAGCAGGUUUAGAUGAUGUCAUUACAGAUCUGAAGGACACAGUCAUCUUACCUAUCAAAAAGAAGCAUUUGUUUGAGAAUUCCAGGCUUCUGCAGCCUCCAAAAGGUGUUCUUCUGUAUGGACCUCCAGGCUGUGGGAAAACGUUAAUUGCCAAAGCUACAGCCAAAGAAGCAGGCUGUCGAUUUAUUAACCUUCAGCCUUCGACACUGACUGAUAAGUGGUAUGGAGAAUCUCAGAAACUGGCUGCUGCUGUUUUCUCCCUUGCCAUAAAGCUACAGCCUUCCAUCAUAUUUAUAGAUGAAAUAGACUCCUUUCUACGAAACCGUUCAAGUUCUGACCAUGAAGCUACAGCAAUGAUGAAAGCUCAGUUUAUGAGCCUCUGGGAUGGACUGGAUACGGAUCACAGCUGCCAGGUCAUAGUGAUGGGAGCUACCAAUCGCCCUCAAGACCUUGACUCGGCUAUAAUGAGAAGAAUGCCUACAAGAUUUCAUAUCAACCAGCCUGCUCUAAAACAAAGAGAAGCAAUCUUGAAACUCAUCCUGAAAAAUGAAAAUGUGGAUAGACAUGUAGAUCUUCUAGAAGUUGCCCAGGAAACUGAUGGGUUUUCAGGAAGUGACCUAAAAGAAAUGUGUCGAGAUGCUGCCCUCCUCUGUGUCAGGGAGUAUGUCAAUUCUACAUCAGAGGAAAGAAAAGAAAGUACAUGGCGGUAUUUUCAAUAUGGAGAGCUUCAAGUGAGCCAUGAUAUCUGGCAGAAACUAAGCCUUCUACUGCUGACUGGAAUCCAAAAGGAAACUUUUGGAGAGCAAAGGCUUCGCUUUGAUCAUGGCCAGCAUGUGAGCAGGCUAUUGGCUUUGGAACAUGUGGAUGGAAAAGACAAGAAAAGGGACAUUCACUGGAUCAUCUCAAGGUCAGCAAGUUGUUUCUAUAGGCAGAAGAUAACACUUGGCCAAGUGUCAACGUAUGAACAUUGUGACCUUUCAAAUCCCCAACAGAAAUUAAAAUGUACCAGUCAUGAGGCAUGGAGGCCAAUUUGCACACCACAAAUCUGCAUCUGUGUUAUAGUAACAUCAGCCCAGUUAGGUAACAGACUAUAUGAUCUUCAUGUAAAUUCGAAUUGGAAGGUAAAAUGUAUGAUGGGUAGUAAAAAGUUAAAUGAUCUAGCAAGCACAGUUUGGGGUGGACGUUUAUACAAUUAUAGUCUGUUAUUCAGGAAAGAAACUAUAGGUAAGUCAAGAGAUAUAUGUCUGUGAUGUAGUAAUUUUUGAAUUGUAAAAGUCUAUUCUGUCUCUGUCUCUUUCUCUCUGUGAGUGUCUAUCUCUGUGUGUGUGUCUGUCUCUGUAUAUCUCUUAGUCUCUAUCCCUGUCUCUCCCUCUGUCUUCUCCCCCUACUCUAGUGUGUGUGUGUGUGUGUGUGUGUAUGUGUGUGUGUGUGUAUGUGUGUGUGUGUGUAUGUGUAUGUGUGUGUGUGGUAUGUAUGGGUGAGAGCCAGAGAUCGGUGUCUUCCUACAUCACUCUUCUAUUUUUUGAGAUAAGAUCUCCCAUUGAGCCUGGAGCUCAGGAGCGAGAAUUAAAUGAAUUUUCCUGUCUUAGUCUCUCUAGCCCUGGGAUUACAGAUAUAUGUACCAAGCUUUUUAUUUUUAUUGUUUUAUUUACUCUUUGAGAAAUCACACAUGUAUGCAAUUAAAUAUCAUGUCCACCCCAUUUCCCUCCUUCAAAUCCCCUCAUUUCCCCCAAACACACCUCUCUCCCAGCUUCAUGCCCUUCUUCCCUCUUUCUCUCUCUCUCUCUCUCUUUCUUUCUUUCUAAAUAGUCCAUUCUAUUCAGUUAGUGCUGCCCAUAUGUACAUGGGUAUGGGGCCAUCCACUGGAGUAUGGUCAAGUGUCCACAGUCCCAACGAAAAAUGCUUCUUGCUGUGGAACAAUCUUUUUGUACACUGUGGGUAUUUCUUGUUCUCAUUGGUCUAAUAAAUGGCUAAACGGCCAAGAGCUAGGUAGGUAGAGGUUAGUCAGGACAUGUGGACAAAAAGAGAGUACUGGGAAGGGGGGGUCAUGAGAAGUCACCAGGAGAUGUGGGGAGCAUCAAGAUGAACAUGCAGUGCUGAAAAAAGUUACUGCCAUGUGGCAGAGUGUAGAUAAGAAAUAUGGGUUAAUUCAAGUCAUAAGAGCCAGUUAGUAACAAGCCUAAGCUAUCAGCCAAGCAUUUAUAAUUAAUAUUAAGUCUCGGUGUGAUUAUUUGGGAGCCAGGAGUCAUAAUGAAAAACUCUGCCUACAAAUGACACCCAAAUGUCUGGCAACAUAUAUCCAUAUGAAACCUGAGAAAGCUUAAGAAAAGGUUCAAAACACACUAAAAUGGAGCCCGGCGUGGCUUCUUAGUCUCACAGUCUCAUGCCAGCCACAGUAGAGAGACACAUCUCCCAGCAGCUACCUGCAGAUGGAACCAGCCACCAGCCACCACAUGCUAGCACCAGGCACUAAGCCGAGCCACUGACACAGCAAUGUAAGAUUCGUCUCAUGUGAUCAGGGUGAGAGAGGGUCUCAGCCAGGUUAAGUACCUAAGUCUUCAAAAGUGGAUAUUCUGAUGCCCCAUCAGACAAAUCUAAUCAGAACCUGGAGGUGGUAGACACUUCCAGCACACUAGACAGGGUUGCACUAGAGGACGCAUCAGUCACUUUAUAGUUCAAGGAGAGCAUUCACAUCUCCUCAGUCCACCUUUGCUGUGUGAUUAAACCAAGAUUACUAUCUAAAUUAUCAGGACCAGAAGUCAGUUGGUUCUUCGGUUCCUUCACUGAUUCUUUCAGUAAGUUUACUCAGCUCCUAUUCUGUGCUAGGACAGUCCUAGGCACCAAGCCAGCAGAAUCCUUGGCAUCAUUUUGGGUUGAAAGGUCAGAAAAUGAAGUAUCUCCACUGCCUGGAGGAGAGAAGAGAGUGCACACAUACACAUGCACCACACCACCCCCAACAUGCAUGCAUAUAAUGUACACUAUUAUAAAGGUAUAUAAAGAGUAUCUGCAAGUCGAUAAUAAAAAGAACCCAGUUUUUAAAAAGAUACCAGUGAUCUGAAGAAUCAAUUAAUUACAGGUUCAUCAUGAAGUGCACAAAUUCAUCAGUUACCAAAGAAAUACAAAAUAAAACCAAAACAAGAUACCAAUAGCAUCUAAUGGCAGCUAAGGAGUGUCUCUUAUAUUGAUGGUGUGUGUGUGUGUAUGUGUAUGUGUGUGUGUGUGUGUGUGUGUGUGUGUGUGUGUGUGUGUAAAACAACUGUUUUACAAAAUUAAAUGUUUACCUCCACUAUGGCCAUUCAUUUAUUCAAGAGAAAUGAAGGCAUGUGUCCUAAAAAGACUUAUACAAGAAUGUUCUUAACAACUUUAUUUGACUAAAAACUGGAAAUAAUUGUCAUCAAUAAAAAAAAAAAAAAAAAAAAA